GCCGUGUGGUUCUGCGCAUGCGCUUCAAAACGAAACUACUGAAACAUGGCGGAGAGUGGAUCCGUUAUCAGAGUGAAGUUAGAUUUGCGGAGCGCGCAUCCGCGUCGCGGCCCGCACGAUUUGGUGUGGAGCAUCGUCGACAAAGCGGUGACGACGACGAUCAGCCAGUUCGAAAAGUUGAUACGCACCAAAUACGCCGUUCCCAGCGAAAGCGAGCUCUACCUCGACGACGCGUUGCUGCCUCCCGACGAGCCUAUACAGAUCUUGAGUGACAAGGACACCGUGAGAAUUGUCACAGCUGCCCAACAGCCAUCAAACUCCGAUUCCCAUGCUGACGAUGAUCCAGAAUCGUCACUAACAAUAGAUAAACCCAUCAAGACAGAAGUGAAGCGGGAACGCCCAGAAAUAGGUGAACCCAUUAACGAGGAGGUGAAGCGAGAAAGCCCAGAAAUAAAUGAACCCAUCAAGACGGAAGUGAAGCGAGAACGCCCAAAAAUAGGUGAACCCAUUAAAACAGAGGUGAAGCAAGAACCACCAGAGAGCCACGACACACCUGUAGUUGAAGCUGAUGAGGUGUCGGGCUCAGCUGGGCCUGGCCACUCCAAUUCCUUUGAGUCAACAACUAAGCAGGAUGUGACACCAUGUUUUGCAGUUUCCCAAGUGAAAAGUACACCCAUAUUCUACAUCGUGUCAACUAGUACAACCCCGCAGAAUCAGAGCCCGGCAAGCACGCCAGGAUGGCCCGUGUUCACGCCAGAUCCAGGACUGCGGAGCCCCGCCAUGAAAAAGCGCAGGCGACGACGCAAGAAGAAGCCGGCUGAAGAAUGCGUGCAAGUCGCCGAGUCACCGAGCUCGCCACAAGUGCCUCUGGUCUGCAUCCCCUCGCAUCUUGCUCAAGCAGUCUUGCCAACUGGAAAGCAGCGUUGGUUUGACGGUGACACGCCAGGCAGAGCCAAAGUGGCAGCUCUGCAGCAGAAUACACUACCCACACCUGCUAAACAACCGCCUUGCAUUGUUUAUUUGACUGCACCAACCAAGAGCACAGAGAAAGAAUGUCAGCUCCCACUCAAGAAUGGCCAGGAUUCACAGGCACCUGCUGCGGCUAGCUGCCAUAGUGCAGUCCAUGCCCCUCCAGAAGUUGUCACAGCGGAAGCCAAAAAAGUAUCGGCUAUUGUUAAGCCUCGAUUUACCGAAGACGAUUGGGCCCAAGAUUCCCAAGAUCUUUUUUAGUUAAAUCGAGAACGUUGUCAAAUUGAAAACAACUAAAACACACGUGCAAACGAUAUACUUAUUCAAAAAAUAAA
Molecule: messenger RNA, 1304 nt
Organism: Dermacentor silvarum
Lineage: Eukaryota; Metazoa; Arthropoda; Arachnida; Ixodida; Ixodidae
Product: cell surface glycoprotein 1
Exons: 2
Coding region: 46-1230 (394 amino acids)
Source: RefSeq, a predicted model, not a curated record